CGAAAACAAACCAGAGAGGGAAACGUACACUUGCAGAGGCUGCCAGGCUCACACACGUGGAUACUGCUGUAAUAACUGCAACCAAAGAUGACAUCAUUAGCACAUCAGUUGAAGCGGCUGGCCUUGCCCCAGAAUGACUCGAAUCUGCUCAGUCGAAGAGAGGUGGCCUCUGUGCUCUUUGACCCUAAAGAUGCUGCUACCAUGGACCGCAGCACCUUCUAUGCACUGGGCUGCACAGGACUCGAGGAGCUGAUGGGUAUUGAUCCAGCAUUCAGUGAGUUUCAGGAGACUCUGUUUAGUCAAGCCUCUCUGACUUUAGAGCGCAGCAUUCAGUCCAAAGAGGUCAACAAGAAACUGGACAAGAGCAUCUCACUCUUUCUUACUCGACUGUCGCCUUACUUUCUGCUCAAGCCUGCUCUGAAAUGCAUUGAAUGGCUGAUACACAGAUUCCACAUUCAGCUGUACAACAUGGACAGCCUGAUUGCUUGUGUUUUACCGUAUCAUGAGACUAAAGUGUUUGUACGAGUGAUCCAGCUUUUAAAGAUAGAGGAUCCAACCCACAAAUGGCACUGGCUGCAUGGACUUCAGAAACCCGGGGUUCCUCUGGCACGAGGAACUCUGCUCACACACUGCUAUAAGGAUUUAGGCUUCAUGGAUUUCAUUUGUUCUAUGGUCACAAAUUCAGUAAGGGCGUACUCUGGAUUACUCCGGGAUGGGAACUGUCCACAACUGCGUGUGAUUUUCUCCUUCUAUGCAUCUACCAUCGUUUCUGCACUUGAUGCAGUGGAGAAGAUAACUAAUUCUAUCAUUUCCAAGCUGCUUCCAUUUGUACAACUGGGGCUGAAAUCUAACUUUUUAGACUACACUGCUGCCACUUACAUGAUCGUGUGUCAGAUGGCUGUGAAGGUAGUGAUGGAGGAUCAGCUGGUGGACACUCUGACCUUGCUGUUGUGCAAGUCUCUAGGUCAAAUGCCACAGCUGACCAGAGAGGGUUUGAGCUGCGUUAUCAUCCUCUUGCAGAACCAGAAAGAAGGUGUAGUUGGUCCAAAGGCAUUUGGGUUCCUGUCUGCUACCCCUACCCUGCUGCCCACACUCCAAACUAUAGCUACAGUCCAUGACAUCAGUCCCUUACUGCGAUACCUCCUUCCCCAUCUCAUACAGUCUGUGAUGACGCAAGAUGAUGAGCAGCAGAUUGAAGGUUUGUCUCAAAGUACUGGACUAUUAGAAUCAGUGCUUCAGAAUCUUCAACUGUCCAGCAACUUGGAGAACACUGCAGCCAAGCUGCUUAUUGAGGAGUAUGUUUCCUGCGGCAGUGAGCUUCCCUCAGAUAGGAUUUCAACUCUUAAUCAGAGAAUUCAAUCUACUGUACGACUGUUUGAAUCCAGGUAUCCAUGUGCGUUGGAUGUGGCACUGGAAAACCGUGUCAAAAAUGUGAUCUCUGACGAUGAAAAAAGUCUGCUUCAUCAGUUCAUCUCUCUUACUAUGAGCUGUGGAAAAUAUCAGAUCCUGCCUGAGUCGGACACCUCUCUGAUGCUAAGCCUGAACCAUCCACUACCCUCUGUGAGAAAUAUGGCAGUAGACUACCUGAUGAAAAUCCUCACCUCACAACAUAAUGGCUUUAAUGAGGCAUUUUUGAAAGAUUCAUUGCUGGAGAGAGUGAAAGAUGAAGCGUCAGAGGUUGUGCUGUCUGCACUUAAAGCAUUGCAACUUCACGUGGGACUUGUUGAUCCAGAGGAGACUGUUUCCUGUUUGAUUUCACUUCUUCAUCGCAUCAAACCAUCUCCAGAGUGGGGUUCAGUGAUAAAAGAGGCAGUGCAAGUUCUUGAUGACCCACGUAUUAUUGAGGGCAACCCAGAUCUUAAGGCACAGAUUAUUUGGGAGCUCCUGCCAUUUCUGGUGUUGACCAAUGCUGCACCCGAGAGUAUGGAGCUGCAGAUGACAUCAUCGGUUGCUGAAACCACUCUGCUCUCCAAGCAUCCUCUUACUCAGGAUUGGGCCAAAGUCCUGAAGGAUGUUCUGGUCAAAACAUCUCCGUCAGAUGUGUUGGAGGUGGCUAACCAAAUGCUCACAACAACUCUGGUCAAGAACUUGGCCAACAUGGAUCAUGCAACCAAGCGAAACACUGCAUCCAGCUUUUCAGUGAUAUAA
Pimephales promelas (fathead minnow) is the source of this 2148-nucleotide messenger RNA. The record is from RefSeq and is a predicted model, not a curated record. NCBI's taxonomy places the organism in Eukaryota, Metazoa, Chordata, Actinopteri, Cypriniformes, Leuciscidae.